AUGAACAUCCAACCAAACUACCAGAUCCUAGCGUGCGGCUCAAACGGCAGCUUCCAACUAGGCCUCGGAGACGAUGAAGAUCGCAAUCAGCUAAAUCACGUUCAAGCCGAUUUCCCACGAGCUAAACCGGUACAAUUCGCUUGUGGUGGAAACCACACACUAAUACGUUUUGAAGACGGACUGGUCAUGGCUGCUGGCGGCAAUGAAUACAGCCAAUGUGGCUUCAAGGGGGAAGAGUUCGUGAAGCAGUUUACGAAGGUGCCAGGAUCAUGGCGCUUUGUGGCUGCCGGGUGGGAAUACUCGGUGUUUGUGGACUUUGAAGAUAAGGUGUAUACUUGUGGACACGGGCCUAAGGGCGAACUAGGGCUUGGAGAUAAGUUUGUUCUUGCCGAAGAGCUCUUUGAGGUGAAGUUUGAGAGGAAGGGAAAGAUCGUGGACGUUCAGUCCUCGAUAAACCAUGUGGUGGUGGUGACUGAGGAAGGAACAUAUGGCUGGGGAGCCUGUCGAAAGGGCCAAUUGGGCCAGGUGACAAAAUUAAAUGAUAGGGGAAAGCCUGUGGCAGGGUAUUGGGAGCCAGAGAGGGUGGACAUAUCUGGAAUCGCUGCCUUGGGUCAUGAUCGAACGGUUCUACAGAACUCCCAAGGCAUCGAGAUUUUGGGCAAGAGCCCAGAGAUUAUUGAAACGGAAGCCAGCUCUGUAAAAGCUAUGUGGUCCUCUGUGCACUGGACGGUUCCCAAAGACAACGGCAUUGAUAUCUUCUCCCACGGCAACAAUCUGCAUGGUCAGUUGUACAAGUUCAACGAGGAAGCCAAGGUUGUUGAUUAUACUGUUGGAUCUGAGCACGGACUUGUUCUACUAGAAAACAACAAGGUUUGUGCCUGGGGCUGGGGCGAACAUGGUAAUUGUGGACCACCUAAGAAAGGUAAAGAGGAAGAGGUGACCUUUGACUAUCUCAAUGAAGUGUAUGGUGGAAAAGAGAAGGUUGUGUUUUUGGCUGCCGGAUGUGCAACGACGUGGAUUGUCGUGGAAGAGGCAGAGGGAAGCUAG
Candidozyma pseudohaemuli is the source of this 1047-nucleotide messenger RNA. RefSeq names its product Ats1p (gene ATS1). Bases 1 to 1047 code for a protein of 348 amino acids. NCBI's taxonomy places the organism in Eukaryota, Fungi, Ascomycota, Pichiomycetes, Serinales, Metschnikowiaceae. The transcript has a single exon. The record is from RefSeq and is a predicted model, not a curated record.